GCAGAGCAGAAAUGGAGGAAUGACCAAAAUGUGGCAAAGGGCAUGCACAGAGGGGGAAGGGGAGGGAGUCUUUUAUCUGCCAAGCCAUGCAGACUUGCCGUUUCCAGGCUCUCUUGCCAUUUGUUGAAAAAAACGUUCUCCUCUUUCCCCCCCUUCCCUCCUCCCUUUACUUAAUUUCUUCUUCUACUUUCCCUUUCCCUCUCCUCUUCCCUCUUCCCCCCUUCUCUCUCUCUCUCUACCCCCACAGUCUCUGUGCCCUUUCAUCUCCUCCCAGACUAGCCUAGCUUUCCUCGAGAAAGCUCGCGCCUUUUGCACCAUUUUCAUCCUCUUUCAGGGUAGAAGAAUUGUGGGUUUUGCUUGAAAUCGGAAGGGGUUGUUUGACGGCCUUGAUCACAGUCGUUUUCUUGCUCUUCCUUCCUUUAGUUUUUGGUUUUGUCGGUGUGAUUGGGAAUGGGGAGAGGGAAGAUUGAGAUAAAGAGGAUAGAGAAUGCGAACAGCAGGCAGGUCACUUUCUCCAAGAGGCGGAAUGGGCUGCUCAAGAAGGCUCAGGAACUCGCGAUCCUCUGCGAUGCUGAGGUUGCUGUCAUCAUCUUCUCCAACACCGGGAAGCUCUAUGAGUACUCCAGCUCUGGCAUGAAGCAAACUCUCUCGAGAUACAGCAAAUGUAUGGAGUCAUCGGAGUCUACUGUUGUGCAAUACAAGCCGGAGAUACUCCCCGAGAAGGAAGAAGAGAGGGAGGCUGAAGAGGUCAAAGAAGCUAUCUCUCAGUUGCAGCUGAGGCAAUUGAGACUGCUGGGCAAAGACUUGACGGGUGUGGGCUUAAAGGAUCUGCAAAUCUUGGAACAGCAGAUCAAUGAUGGAUUGUCAUCUGUUCGGGAGAGAAAGGAGCAGUGGCUGAUGGAGCAACUAGAGAAAUCAAGGCUGCAGUCAGAGGGUUCCUUCACACUUGAUGAAAUCUUUCUAAAAGACUCAUCAAAAAUAUUUUGCUCGGUUGGUUGUUAUCAGGAGCAACGAGCUAUGCUGGAGAACGAAACCCUGCGAAGACAGAUUGAGGAGUUCCGAGGAUUCUUACCAUGCACCGACUUGAUUGACUGUCACCGUAACGAACAGAAGAGCACAUUUUUUGCGAGUCAUGUUGAUCCUGCUACUUUGGAAGAAGCGAGGGAUCAUUCACUGGAGAAUGAAGAUUCUGACACAGCAUUGCACUUGGGGCUGCCUAAUGAAAUCUAUCGCAAGAGGAAGGUUCCAGAGAGCGAGAGUGGCUCCAGCUCCGCUAGUCGAUUCGGUUUACAGUAAAACCUGGCGAGGUUUCUCCCUUGGUGCUUUCGUGUAGCGGAGUAGUGAGAAACAGAGAGGAUUCUUUAAGAUAAUGAAAUAGUUUACUGAAUUUUGAGCAGCUUCAUAGAGUGACAGAAACAAAGCAAGAAGUAAAAAUGCAACAGUGGGAGUUGAGAUUUAUGGUUGACUUCUAAAGCAGGUUUCGGAAUUAGUAGGAAUAUAUGCUGAUGAAA
This is a messenger RNA of Punica granatum (pomegranate), 1511 nucleotides long. The record is from RefSeq and is a predicted model, not a curated record. NCBI's taxonomy places the organism in Eukaryota, Viridiplantae, Streptophyta, Magnoliopsida, Myrtales, Lythraceae.